Vitis riparia (riverbank grape) is the source of this 653-nucleotide messenger RNA. RefSeq names its product thioredoxin H-type-like. Gene Ontology annotation, molecular function: protein-disulfide reductase activity. The coding region runs from base 125 to 469 and encodes 114 amino acids. The transcript has 3 exons. Lineage: Eukaryota; Viridiplantae; Streptophyta; Magnoliopsida; Vitales; Vitaceae. The record is from RefSeq and is a predicted model, not a curated record.
UCUUGUUUAUCUAUAUAUAGAGGGCGAGCAGAAAUCUAAACUUCAGAGGAGAGGUAUCCGAAAUUUAGAGGAAAAAUCUUGCUGUAACUUUGGGGGAACGAGCCUUGUGAGAGAGAAUUGAGAAAUGGCGGAAGAGGGACAAGUUGUCGGUUGCCACAGUGUGGAAUCGUGGAAGGAGCAAUUCCAGCAUGGAAUAGAGUCCAAGAAACUGGUGGUGGUGGAUUUCACUGCUUCAUGGUGUGGGCCAUGUCGUGUCAUUAGCCCAUUUCUGGCAGAGCUUGCCAAGAAGAUGCCUAAUGUCAUAUUUCUCAAGGUGGAUGUGGAUGAAUUGGAGACUGUUGCUAAGGAGUGGGAAGUGGAGGCCAUGCCAACCUUUCUGUUCCUGAAAGAAGGAAACGUAGUGGACAAGGUUGUGGGUGCAAAAAGAGAAGAACUGGUGCAGAAGACAGAGAAGCAUGCAACUGCUUGACUUGCAAUUUGGAGAUAUGAACUUUCACUGCAAAAUGCCACAUUUAUUAUGGUCAUUGUAACUAUGCAAGUACUUGUUUGCCUGAGGCUUUGAGGCCCUGAGAGCCUCAGGGCUCUCUAAAGAUAAGUGGUGUUUGUCAUAAAUUGAUAAUACAAUAUGUGUGUUAUUUAUGGUUGCUUUCUUA